Messenger RNA from Mya arenaria, 2306 nucleotides. RefSeq lists its product as uncharacterized. The record is from RefSeq and is a predicted model, not a curated record. The coding region runs from base 112 to 1002 and encodes 296 amino acids. NCBI's taxonomy places the organism in Eukaryota, Metazoa, Mollusca, Bivalvia, Myida, Myidae. The transcript has 2 exons.
CAUGUUUAUAUCAUCUUCGUUCGGAUUUGCUCUUAAAAUUCACACCUACGCCUGCGUUUAAGUAAAUAUGGAUUUUUAUUACUCGGAACAAAACUUUAUUUAAACAUCACCAUGGAAACAGAUUAUGUUGAGACAAUAAGACGCCUGUUGGCACGUAUAAAAGUACGGAGGCGGUCAACAGUGCAGAUGCUGGCAGCCAGACAUAGCUCCCGCCGUCCCUCAAGUGAUGUUUUUUUGUCGCCGACGUCUCUUACAGCCCUUACUGAAAGAAGAACGUCACGCGAGAAGUCAACCGGAAGUUGCAGCAGGUGGUCAGGCGAAAGCCAGGUGUUUACCGACGAUAUCAGUAAUAAAUUCCCUUGCAACCAGGAACUAACCACACAGAACAAGCUAAGAAAAUACAGCUUGUCUCGUGCACCACCGAACUCACCGCUCACGUCGAAUGAACAGCCGUCCGCUGUCAAGAAGUCAGUUUCAGAUGCCCAAUUCGUAUUUGGGAAGGACUAUCAUUGCCAUUCAUCGACAGAUCUUCAGAGCUGCAGUAGCGAAGCUUGGCCACCAACCCCACCGCCCACCAUAUGCAUUUCUCCCGCGACAGAAGACAUCAAUGACAAAGGAGACAAAUCCCCUCGGAAGAAGCUCUCCUCGUCCUUGUCUGCUCCCCUCUCCCCGAGACCCGCCAGUGACGAACAGAGAACUAAAGUGUGUCAGGACAUGCAGAUGAAACUUGACGUCAUUAAAGCUGAUUUGCUGGCAAUGCAGAAAGGUGACCAGGACCUGGCGAAAAAGCUUCUGUGCAUUUAUUCAGAAAUCCAGGCUAUUAAGACGAGUAGAUCGUGUUUCAAGUACAGCGAACUACUUGGCGAUGCGUUUUACGAGGCGGAAGACGCGGAGGAACUUUCUAAUAUGUGUGAUGCGGCUCCGAUAUCUACGAAUAAACUUCUUGUUAGCAGGGGCGUUACAAAUUUUAACAUUUCGCCUAGACGAUUUUCUUGCUUUUAGUUAUAUCUUAAAAGUAACUUAGUUUUAACGUAUUUAGAAAAAAGGCAUUUAAAAGUUUGUAAAUGUAUAUUCAUGUACUAUUAAGCAUUCCAUUUUUAAUAUGUAUGUAAUAAUAUGUAAUCUUAAGUAAGGGCGUUGCAAAUGAAUACCUAAUAGUCAAACUGAACUUGAAUGUAUAGAAAUGCAUAAAACACUUACAUAACGUUUUUUCAAAUCGCAAGUUUGGUUUAAAAUGUUUUAUAAUCGUUGUUUAUCAGUGAAAUAAUUUUCAACAUUACAAUCGAACCUCGAUGGCUCGAACUCCCAGGGACCGGCGAAAAUACCUCGAGACUCGAAAAAUCGAGCCAACCGGGAAUGCUUACCUUCAUUAUAAAGAAAUCAGUCCUUUACAUCUAGUUCGACCCAACGAGGAAUUCGAGCCAUACGAGUUCGAGCCAACGAGGAAUUCGAGCCAUACGAGUUCGACCCAACGAGGAAUUCGAGCCAUACGAGUUCGACCCAACGAGGAAUUCGAGCCAUACGAGUUCGACCCAACGAGGAAUUCGAGCCAUACGAGUUCGAGCCAACGGGGUUCUACUGUAGUUGUUUAAUAUAUUUCCGGGUUUUCCCUCGGAAAAUGCUGCCACUGAGACACAAGUUUCAGCUCGCCUUUGUUUCUGGAAGAGUUGUGAUAGACUUGAUGUCGUUCUUGUCGUCUGCGUCGUUGUGCAGUUUUAAAAUCGGCCAUGACUAAAAGACCAACGUUCAGGAUAUUUCAAUAUAACUUGGUAAACAUGUUGCCAGAGAAACGAACAUGUGUAGCAGGGUCCAAAAAUUCUGUUUUUAAGUAUUAUUCUUGAGUUGUUUUCGACUAAAAUAGGCGCUGGUGUUCGCUUUGCAGAGUUCUUGUUCAAAUGUUACUCGUAUAUAUAAUCAAUAUACAUGUAAACAUACAUUUUGAGUGAAAAACCUUUAACUUUUAACAAAAUUAUGCAUUUAUGGAAAAUUUAAAUUACUGAUAACAAGAUUGUAACCGUGUAUUUAAAAACUAAAAACGCACAAAUAUUAAAUGACUGAUUGGUACUAAAAGAUUUACGGAAAUCAAUGAUCGUCUCCUUAAAAGAGUUUGGGUGAAUGCCCUUGAACCCAUUUUUCAUACUAAUGAGAAAGCGGUUAAAUCAAAAUGGAUUAUGAAUUAUGUCACGUGCAACAUUUAAACGUGUUGCUUUUCUGACAAACCGAAAGUGAACAUGAACUGGUGACUCCUUCGGAAGCGUUCGAAUGCGAUUCACAUGGACUCUCCCAAAUAUUCACGAGGGUCAACG